Oncorhynchus nerka (sockeye salmon) is the source of this 3067-nucleotide messenger RNA. RefSeq lists its product as uncharacterized. Gene Ontology annotation, molecular function: signaling receptor activity. The record is from RefSeq and is a predicted model, not a curated record. The transcript has 4 exons. Gene Ontology annotation, cellular component: membrane. The coding region runs from base 2232 to 2954 and encodes 240 amino acids. Gene Ontology annotation, biological process: adaptive immune response. NCBI's taxonomy places the organism in Eukaryota, Metazoa, Chordata, Actinopteri, Salmoniformes, Salmonidae.
UCCAUUCCGUUGUCCUGGGUGGAAGGCAGAACACAGGAUCCGCUUCGCGAAAGUCAUAUUCCUGGUCGUAAUGAUGGUGAGUUGACGUUGCUCUUAUAUUCAGUAGUUCCUCCCGACUGUAUGUAAUGAAACCUAAGAUUACUUGGGGUACCAAUGUAAGAAAUAACACGUAAAAAAACAAAAUACUGCAUAGUUUCCUAGGAACGCGAAGCGAGGCGGCCAUCUCUGUCGGAGCCAGAAUCCCACAUUUUUACCUCCUGUUUCAGGAAGUGAUGUCACUGAGUACUGCCCCUAUAUAUAGGACCUUCCACCCCCAUCUGGAAUAUGAAUGUCUGAUGAAAACCUAAGGGUCGAAACGUUGUUAUAAAUAAACAUUACCUGGGAGCAUGAGCAGCAGUGUCCGAAGUUUUCCUUUCUGUUUUCCAAGAGUUUCAAAUAAACAACCUGGAUAAAAAACAGUUAAGAAAUACUGUUCUUUAGCGGUUAUUUUUGGGACAAUUGUGUGUCCGAUAGUUAUCUUGUAUGAGUGCCAAUGCGCAUUGAUCGGAUUUUCCCCAUCGUUGAUAUCUCUCUACAGCUUCCAUGUCCUCCAGCUACUGCGGUAACUCUGACCCCCUUUCAUCCAGCCGUCAAGAAGCCGUGCCCAUCUCCCGCUACCCUCUACGAGGGUCAGCAUCAUCACCAGCGUCUCCACCACCCUGCUGUGUGCUGUCAUCUUCUAUUCUGUGGAAUCCUGAUUGUGCUACUGCUAAAGAGACGAUGCUCUCGGAACAGAAACUGGGAUGCUUUGGCUCAAUAUGUAUCAGGACUCUUAACACUACAGGCAUAUGGUUCAUGUCUGUUCAGUAGCAUUAUCAGCUCUUGUUGUGUUCCGUUUGGUUUUGCGUUAAAAAAAAGGAUGAACAAAGUGGAUGCCAUGAGACCUGUUCUGUCUGCAGGUCUAAACAAUCCACACACACCCUACAUGUUGCUCGCCUGGCUACCCAAACUCCUUGCUCCAUCCAAACGCUACACCACGCCCACUGACGCUAGUGUCUUCUCCGCAAUGAAUCUGGAUCUGAGUAACCCCCCCGAUGAAUUCUAGAAUGGAAAUCCAUUCUAGACCAUCUGACAGGUCCUACAAACCGAUGGGUUGGGCCAGAGCCAGAACAGGUGAGUAAAGCACCGUUUUGAAAAUUCAUCAUUGGCUUUGAUGCUCUGAUUGGUUAGAGAUGAUCCUAUCGCUGAUGACUUUGUUUGGUACAACACCUCUCAUUUUGAUGUCAUCACAAAUGACUUCAAUGAUGGCAGUCUCAGACUGAAGUACGUAGCGAAUGAUACAGCAGCGGAAUAAUUCAGUUUGAGUCGUCAGGCAAACAGGUUACAUAUUUCGAGGGAGAAAAAACCCCAAAGGUUUAUGUAGGGUUAUGUUACUAAGCUAAAUGUAGUAUUCAGAUUUCAUGUUUCUAUUAUGUUUUGAUUAUUUACAUAAUUACAAUAUGUAUGCCAUUGAACUUAUAGGAUUUAUAGCCGUCUCUUCCUUCUGUUGUACUUUUUCAGUUAGCCUUUUAUAAUUGUAUUUAUCACAGUAGAACAACAGUCUUGUUAGUUCAAAUCUAAUUGAUUACUUGUUAAUAAACAUAUGAAUAGACUCUUCUGGGGAAUGGCAUAAAACCUUUUUCUUUCUGCCUGUUUUGUUCUAGCUUGACACUAGACGGCAGUCUCUCCUCAAUAACUGAGAGAACUGGCAGCCAGAGGCUUGCUGGCUUCAAUAUCCCAUCAGCUACUUUCCACUGUUGUGCUCUUCAGCAAGGCGCGUUUACCCCAGAUCUCCUGUCUGCCCCCAGCCUGUGAUGUGUGUGUUGUUGUGUGUCAAGUUGGGUAAUGUAACAGCAAAAAGAUAAAUAAAGUUAGCAUUGAAAAGUGAAAAUGAUCCAGGGGUCAUAUGGUGAUAGUACAGGAAAUGGUACCCUGAUGAAAGACAGAAUGAGUUCAAUUUGAAUCAUUUCCCCAGACAAAGUGCAGUACUUUAGUAGGCUACAAUACACCCAUUGACGCUAUGAUAAGAUGACUACACAUAUCUCAAAAAGAGAAUUCAAUUAAGGGUUGUUGUUUAGAUGGUGUAUAAUGUUCAAUACUGAUGGUUGAGGAGGGAGUGGUGGUUGAGAAGGGGCUUUGAUGACAUUGACGCCACUUCCUCUGUCUUUAAAAGUCAGACCGACAGAGAGACAGCAGUAACCAGGGCUUAAGUGAUGGAGAUGUUACUGCACUGGUGUCUGCUGUCGAUCGUUUUCUCUCUCAGCACAUCAACCACAGCAACAGAAGCCAUUCUCUGGGUGAAGACAGGGGAGAAGUUUACCAUGAAGUGCUCCACCACUCUAAAAGACCAGGAUGGAAUGUACCUGUAUGUUGGGCUGGACAGGGACAGAGAGGUGUUGUUUUACCACCAGCGUGACUCCAAGUUGACCCUCAGGAAAGGCUACUGGGACAGAGUGAAGACUGAGGGACCUGUGGACCAACUGACCAUCACCGUCAGUAACCUGACCAUAGAGGACACAGGGGUCUACUGGUGUGUUUACACAAAUGUCAACAAAUCCACGUUCAAUAAUUUUAUCAUCCAAGGCAAAGGCUCCACUCUGGUGGUGGUGAAUGACAAUGUCUUACAGCUGCCAUGUCCUACAGCUACUGCAGUAACGCUGACCCCCUUUCACCCAGCCAAUGAGAAGCCGUGCCCAUCUGGCGUGGUAAACAUCAUCAUCAUUAGCAUCUUGACCAUCCUGCUGUGUGUCAUCUUCCUCAUCUGGGUUGCUCCACUGGUGAAGAGGUGCCGUAACCAGGGAGGAUCCACACCCCAGGUCAUUCCUGACAGUGUCUAUGAAGACAUGACCAGGAAUCACACUUCUCUACCUGACACACAGGUAGAAUCAUACCCCUAUUCUGUGUCUUCCAAAGGAGGAAGUAGGACCACUAAGUAGCUUCUUCAAAUGUUUUUUUCUGAGUAUUGCUUCUUUACUUUCUCAGAAUUGAAACAUUGGACAUUUUCCACAUGUGACGCACACACACAAAUAAAAGUAAAGGCUCAACGCUC